AUGUCUCGAGCGUCUAAACUCACACUUGCGGCGACAUCUUUGUUCGCUGCUAGCACUAUUGUCAUUGUGCAUUUCCAGCAAAAGUUCGAGAAAGAGGCCAUGCACCAGGGCGUAGUGCGUGACAUAGAACUACAGCGCGUCAAGAGAGAGCGACAGCUGGACUUUGAGAUGCAGCGUGCCCUCGAGGAAGAGUACAAGCGAGAGCAGACAGUUCAGGACUCAACAGCAACAAUUUCUGGCACUAGCGGCGGGGGUCGGAGUUUACGAUAA
Messenger RNA from Colletotrichum truncatum, 270 nucleotides. RefSeq names its product cytochrome c oxidase assembly protein. Gene Ontology annotation, biological process: mitochondrial respiratory chain complex IV assembly. Gene Ontology annotation, cellular component: mitochondrion. Lineage: Eukaryota; Fungi; Ascomycota; Sordariomycetes; Glomerellales; Glomerellaceae. The record is from RefSeq and is a predicted model, not a curated record.